This is a messenger RNA of Penicillium psychrosexuale, 207 nucleotides long. RefSeq lists its product as uncharacterized. The transcript has a single exon. NCBI's taxonomy places the organism in Eukaryota, Fungi, Ascomycota, Eurotiomycetes, Eurotiales, Aspergillaceae. The record is from RefSeq and is a predicted model, not a curated record. Bases 1 to 207 code for a protein of 68 amino acids.
AUGAAGAAGUGGCUAGGGAUGGUGAUCAAGAUCAAACCAAUGAUCAGGGAUGGAAAAUCACAGCGGAAAGAGGGGGUUUCAGCAGACAAAAGCAGCAGAUCGCUAGAUGGGGUGCAGCAACAGAAGCGAGUGACCGCCGAUUCUGCCGCGUUGCGUUCCGGCGAGGGCAAAGCUCACCGCCCGAAGAAAAAAAAUCAAGUCACGUGA